GACACUGACCAUAUAAACAUGCUAGGUAAGUGGUUAAGGAAGGAGUAUCAUAGAACAGCUGAAUGUGCUACAUUUCUUCAGAAGACUCUUUUACUGAAUUUUACCCAUUCUCAUGCCACUAACCAUUCCAAUGAAGUUCAUCCUCUGCCUCUCCUUACUGCUUACUGGUCUUCAAGUCCAUUGUCAUCACAUCCCAGGACAUCAUGAGGAACAGGAGCACAAUGGAGAUGAAAGCCCACCUGAACCUCAGCAACAGCCUCCGGCACAAGAGCACGGAACUGAAUCAAUUGGACAAAAGAUACUCACGAUAAAUAAUGACUUUGCAUUGAGAUUGUACAAACGCAUUGCUUCAGAUCCAGCUUCCCAAAAUAUUUUCAUCUCCCCCCUGAGCAUCUCCACAGCCUUUGUCCUGCUGACCCUGGGUGCUAAAGGUGAAACCCAUCAUCAGAUUUUCAAUGGACUUGGUUUCAACCUGUCAGACCCUGAAGAGAAUGAGAUCCAUGGAGCAUUUAACCGAAUAGUCCAUACUCUUAACCAACCCAAUAACGUAACACAAAUGAAUAUUGGGAAUGCUUUGUUCAUAGAAGAAUCAUUGUCACUGCAGCCUAAAUUUCACAAUGAUGUCAAAACCUUUUAUGAAGCUGAAGGAUUUCUAACAAACUUCAAGAACUCUACAGCAGCAGAAAACAAGAUCAAUGAUUACGUAAAGAACAAAACCAAUGGGAAAAUCACCCAGGCAGUUCAAGAUCUAGAUGCAGAUAUUCUAAUGGUUCUUCUAAACUAUAUCUCCUUCAAAGGUCGCUGGGAAAAACCUUUUGACCAUGAGUUGACCAAGGAAAGAGAUUUCUUUGUUGAUGCAAAUACAACAGUGAAGGUCAACAUGAUGUACCGAAAAGGUUAUUAUGAUUUUCUCCGGGAUGAAGAAUUGUCUUGUUGGGUGGUCAAAGUGCCUUAUGAAGGAGAUUACUCAGCAUGGUUUAUUCUGCCGGAUCAAGGAAAACUGAAGGUUGUGGAAGAUGCUUUGACAACACAGUGUUUAUCCAAAUGGAGCAUGUCUUUCCAAAAGGAUGAAAUUAAAUUGUAUAUUCCAAAAUUUACCAUUUCUGGAUCCUAUGAUGUCAAAGAAUUACUGCAGAAAGAAGGUGUGAAGGAUGUCUUUAACAACAAUGCUGAUCUAUCUGGGAUUACUGGACAUUGCAAUCUGAAGGUUUCCAAAGCUGUUCACAAGGCUGUGCUGGAUGUCCAUGAAGCAGGCACCGAGGCAGCAGCAAUCACUGUUAUAGAGUUUGCAUUUAUGUCUGCCCGAUUCCCUCCUUCUCCCAUCAUUACAUUCGACAGACCAUUCCUAAUGUUCAUUGCUAAUAAGCGCAUAAAGCACUUUAUCUUCCUAGCAAAAGUUAUUAACCCAACAGCAAAAAAACACGUGUCAUUUUCUGCACUGGCUGAAGACAGCAGGGAGGACCAACUUACUGGCCCUGAAGACAGAAGUCUGGAGCUGCACUUUGGAACAGCAAAUAUUUGCCUCAGGUUCCCACUCAUUUGGGGUAAUAACAUUGUCACUUAUUUAGUUCAAGCACACAGGAUUCAGCAAAGUAAAAGACAAGCAGCCCUUGCUGAAAGAAGUUCAUUGCCAGAUUUCAGCAUGAAAGCUGGUAUUUUUCUUGUCAUUAUGGAACUGUGUGCCAAAAUGUGCUCAUCCAGUGCAGAAGCUGAGGUUGCAAGAGAGCACGAACAGCAGAGUAUUUUACCAGUCUCCCGGCCUUUCAAUAACACUGAUAAACAAUAUCGGGAUCAGAAUGUAGCAGAUCCAGCUGUUGAAGAUUCCACACCAGUAUUUUCCAUACACAACUUCACAGAGAGGAACACCAAUUUUGGAUUUGAUCUCUAUCGGAAAAUAUCGCUGGACCAUGACAACAAUAUAUUCAUCUCUCCACUGUCAUUGUCAUUCGUUUUGGCAGUCUUUGCUCAGGCUUCCAGGGGGGAAACACAUGACCAAAUCGUUAACUCUCUAAACCUCCAUCUCUUGGAUGAUCAAGGGAAUCGUCUCCCUGCUUUUUUCAACCAGCUGAGAGGCAACAUCACCAAGAACAAGGAGUUCACUCUUUUACAUGGCACCAUCUCUUUUGUCCAGAAAGGCAUCAGGAUAAAGGAAGUCUUCCAUAACUUGUCAAAGGAAUACUUUGACAUGGAAUUGAUGACGGUUGAUUUCCACAACUCUACUUUGGCUAAAAAUGCCAUCAAUCAGCACAUUAAACUAAAGACCAAAGGGAAAAUUCCCACAUUGUUUGAUACUUUAGAUCAGCAAGCUAAAAUCAUCCUAGUGGAUUACAUUCAUUUUGGAGGCAAAUGGCUAUACCCAUUUUCUGCACAGUUCACAGAACUAGAAUCCUUCUAUGUAGACAAUUACAAUACAGUCCAAGUGCCCAUGAUGUUCAAGACCACAAGAGUUGCCUAUACUUUUGAUAAGAAUUUGCACAGUGUAGUGCUAAAGAUUCCAUACAGAGGGAGCGCCCACAUGCUGAUCGCCAUGCCUCAGGAGGGAGAUGUCCAUGCACUGGAAGACUUUUUAUCAUCUGGACUUGUGAAAUCUUGGCUUAGAAAUAUGAUAACCAGAAAAACUGAUAUUUACUUUCCAAAGUUCAAGCUAGACCAGAAAUACUACAUGCACCAAUUACUUAAAGAUCUGGGAAUUAAAGAUCUUUUCUCAAACCAAGCAGACUUAAGCCUACUCACCGAUCAGACACACAUAAAAGUGUCACAGGUUCUCCAAAGAGCAUGCAUCGAAGUAGAUGAGGCAGGAACUGAAGCUGCAGCUGGCACAGGAUCAGAAAUCACACCUUAUUCGAUGCCUCCUGUCAUCCGGGUGAAUCGGCCAUUCAUUUUUAUGAUCUAUGAAGAGACUACAAACGCCUUGCUGUUUGUGGGUAGAGUCACCAACCCCACAGAGUUGUGA
Molecule: messenger RNA, 2953 nt
Organism: Heteronotia binoei (common prickly gecko)
Lineage: Eukaryota; Metazoa; Chordata; Lepidosauria; Squamata; Gekkonidae
Exons: 11
Coding region: 113-2953 (946 amino acids)
Biological process (GO): blood coagulation; negative regulation of endopeptidase activity
Molecular function (GO): serine-type endopeptidase inhibitor activity
Source: RefSeq, a predicted model, not a curated record